AUGAAGAUUCGCAUUGAAGAUAACGUUAUCUACUCGCCCUACCCAAACUCUGAAAUUCCGGUCUGCUCUUUCUACACACUGGCAAGACAGAGACUGCUUGUGGAUCCCGACAACAUUGCUCUGUUUAGUGAUGUCAUCAGCCUCACACGUGCUGAGAUGCUGGCGGCCAUGGAACGCUACGCCGUGGGUUUCCGGCAGCAUGGCGUGCUUUCGGGAGACCGUAUCUGCAUUCACCUGGACAAUAGCGUGGAAAAUCUGUUAGCUAUGCAUGGCUGUGUCCUAGCGGGAGCUACCAUUGUCUUGGCCAAGACGUCGCUCACCGAAGGAGAACUACGCUACCAGGCAGAAGACGGUGAUUGCACGCAUAUCAUCACUGGCGAGAAAUAUGCCGUGAAAGUCAAGGCAGUAGCUGCAAGCUUGAACAUGAAGGCCCUCUUCUGCAUGGGUCGUACCACUGGCUUCGUGAAUGCUUCCGAGUUUUCGCAGCUGGACGAGCAUGACUUCCGCGAGUGUCCCAUUGCCGACCCUCGUAGCGCCGUUCUAGCUGUGUGCUACACGUCGGGAACCACGGGGAUGCCGAAGGGCGCUGAGAUCACGCACUACAAUUACGUGGCCUGCUACUACAUGAUGAGGUUCGAGGAGCCUUGCAUACCAUGCAUGAACAUAAUCUACGAGAGGACAAUCUGCAACUGUCGUGUUCAACAACCCAGCGAGCCGAUCCAUGCGCUCAUCACGGACCUGCACAAACUGGCAGAUACUUGCGAAUACGGCGAACUCAAGGACGAGCUCAUGCGCGACCGUCUCGUUAAGGGCGUCUGGCUCAGCGAGAAGAUACAGCUGGAUCCCAAGAUGACAGUGCAGUCAGCGACGAAAAUGGCGCGGAACUUCAAAGUAGUGAAGCAGCAACAAACGAAGAUUCGCCGCAAGGCACACUCGACCGUUGCUGUCGACGAGAUCAGAAAGGGACAUGUACCAUGGGGUGAAGGAGACGUCCUUUUUGACACAAUGCCGAUUACAAAUGUGUCGGGUAUGGCUUUCGCUAUGGCAGCUUUGCUGGAUGGCACUUGUUGUGCUGUCGUGUCGGCCAAGCUGACUCCUACAGAAAUCCUGGACUCUGUCGACAAGUACAAGUCUCAGAUCCUGGAAGCAGUGUGGACGAUCUACAGCAGCAUGGAGCCACGGGACCAAGCCAGAGGACCAGCCGCCGCAGUUGUGGAUGUGCACACACGCCAAAAACUAAGUGCCCACCAGACAGGUGAGAUCUGCUACCGCGCGCUGUCUAUGGUGAGGGGCUAUUACAAACGACCAAAGGAAACUGCCGAGCUUUUCGACGAAGAAGGAUGGUGUUUGUCAGGUGACGCAGGUUACUACGAUGAUGACGGCCGCCUGUACAUCCUCGACCGCCUGAAACAGAUGAUCAAGUGCAUGGGUAAUCAGGUCGUCCCCGCAGAGUUGGAAGAGUUGCUGCUCCGACAGCAUGCGGACGAGAUCGCCGAGGUUUCUGUGGUCGGCCUUCCGCACUCCGACUACGGCGAGGCAGCUGCGGCCGCCAUCGUACUAACGGAAAAAGGCCGCAUGCAGGACCUACCGACUCUCGCCGAGAGGAUAAAGGUCACGGUUGCCAGUAACCUUGCUGUGCACAAGCAUCUGCAUGGGGGUGUUUAUUUUGUAGACUCUUUCCCGAAGACGGAGACAGCAAAAGCCGACAAACCAGCACUGGCUCGCUCUCUUCUAGGAGUUUAG
This is a messenger RNA of Dermacentor silvarum, 1743 nucleotides long. RefSeq lists its product as uncharacterized. Gene Ontology annotation, molecular function: CoA-ligase activity. Lineage: Eukaryota; Metazoa; Arthropoda; Arachnida; Ixodida; Ixodidae. The transcript is spliced from 10 exons. Bases 1 to 1743 code for a protein of 580 amino acids. The record is from RefSeq and is a predicted model, not a curated record.